This is a messenger RNA of Penicillium robsamsonii, 1155 nucleotides long. RefSeq lists its product as uncharacterized. The transcript is spliced from 3 exons. Bases 1 to 1155 code for a protein of 384 amino acids. The record is from RefSeq and is a predicted model, not a curated record. Lineage: Eukaryota; Fungi; Ascomycota; Eurotiomycetes; Eurotiales; Aspergillaceae.
AUGGCUCUCCCAAUCUGCAGUCCGUCACCACGCCUAGACCGCUUCGGACAGGCCAUGGAAUCUCUUUAUGGGAGCUUUAGCAGCAUCGGCGACCCAAAAGACUGGACUCCGCCACCAAGAUCAGGCGGUCAUCGAGGGCGAUAUCUAUGGACAGAUGCCUUCGGGGUUGUCAACUUCCUCACGAUGCACAGCGAGUAUAGGCGAACUGGUAAUGACACCAUUGGCGACGAUCGUUAUCUAGUACUGGCUGGUCGUCUAAUUGAGACUGUCCAUGACGUUCUGGGUAGAACGCGAGAUGGCCACUCAAGACUGCGAGGAGCAACAGACGAGAACCCACUUAGUGGUGGAUUGAGGAUCGGCAAGACAGAUGCUCACGGCCCAGACGGCGAUGGGCAAUACCAUCAUUACCUAACGGUUUGGAUGUUUGCCUUGAACCGAAUGGCCAAAGCAUCGGGUGACGUGAAGUACAACAGGCAAGCCGUAGAGCUUGCAAAAGCGAUACACCCAAGGUUUUUUAUUGAUCGCGCGGCAGCUCGACCGAGAAUGAUAUGGAAAAUGAGCAUGGAUUUAUCAGAGCCAAUGGUCAAGUCAGAGGGUAAUCUCGAUCCGAUUGAUGGCUUUGUUGUGUUUCGACUCCUACAAGAUACAGCCAUGGAAGCAGGUGAUGGCGCCGUCUUGGCUGAGGAGAUCGGUGACUACAGACGCACGAUGGAGCGCAAAGGAGAGCACUUUGUUUCAAGUGAUCCUUUGGAUUUGGGUAUGACUUUAUGGACGGCACAUUGGUUUUCCGGACGAGAGAGAUGGGCUGCUGACUUGGCGGGGAAAUGCUUCGAGCAAAUAUACAAUCUGUUCGAAAUCAAUCAGUAUUUGGAGCGCAAUAUCCGAUUUCGGUUGGCCUUUCGCGAGUUCGGUACCUGCAUGGGCAUCCAAUGCCAGUCAGAGAUGAAUGCGGAAAAAGAAUCGGUUGACUUGAAAUGCUACUCGGAUGCUAUCAUUGCUGCUUGGGAUCCAUACAUGCAGCUAUCCAUCUCCGAUGAUCUGACACCAGUAGACUUGAGGCCUAUCACGCGGGUGAUGUAUGCGUCUGCGUUGAUUCCGGGGGCAUUUCAAUCUGGAUUCCUGGGACAGGAACCAAUGCCAUCACCCCGGGAAUGA